GUGGCAUCAACUAUGUAAGACACUAUCUUUCUUGAGGAUUUGGCAAUGUAAAUACUAUGGUUGCAUCAUUAUUGGUAUUUAGUACUUUUGUUUUUUGUUGAAGGAGCAUGAUUAUGACUAGAACAGCUUUGUUUAAUAGGUUCGGUACUGUAGGCAUUCUGAAUCUCUUAGACCAUCUCUCACCUGAUGGCUGCUGACUUUCAGAAUGUUUUUUUGUAUCUAUUAUCCUCACCCAAUAAGCUAUCAAAUAUCAAUAGCAGAGGAAUGGAGAAGCAGCUCCACCAAGAAAAAUUUGAUGAUUCUGUGUUGUUGGAGGUGCUCAAUUUUGAUCCACUGAGAGGAUGUUCUAUAAAUAGCUAUUAAUAUCAGGUACUUUGUGGCAUUAACCAUGUGAGCCUGCAAAGCCAAUAACAGCUGUUGUUAAGCAGAUACUCAUCUUUCUGGAGGAUCUGACAUUGUUCUGAAGGGAAGGGAUUCUUGAAUGCCUUAGACUGGCAUCCCACCUGCUGGCUGCUGAGCUUUCUGAACUGCUAUUCGUUUGCCAUUAUUAUGCAGACCUUGUUUUGGAGCAGAACCGUAAUGUUGCCUGUCUUUGCAGGAGAAGAAACCUCAGUGACUAUGGAAUUGGUGAUGGCUUUAGUCCUCAAGGUAGAAAUGAGGAUGUUUGAUUUGGUGGAUGACAGGUCCUUGGAUCCGAUUAUAUCGUCGGGACCGACCGAAGAGAGUUUCGUUGUGUGGGAUCCGGUGGAGCUUGCUAGGCUGAUACUUCCUCAGAAUUUCAAACAUAACAAAAUUUCCAAUAUUGUUCGUCAACUUAAUACUUUUGUGGGUAUUGCGGUAACACAAAUUGCAUAAAAAUGGCUGCGUCAUCUCUACCUGUAUUGUGUUUCUUGUAUUUAUUGUUGCUUUUCUUCUUGUUUUGUUCACAUUAUUUUCCCUUUUUUGUGUUUUCAUGUUUUUCUGUAGUUCUUAUCUUUUUCAUUUCAUGUUUUUGGUUGUAACCAGAAAUGGGUCCUUGAAAACCAUUGACUUCGAGGUUUUCUUUGGAAAGGGAUUCUUCGUGUAAAAUUAACAAUCAACCCAUUGUACUAGA
Molecule: messenger RNA, 1093 nt
Organism: Rubroshorea leprosula
Lineage: Eukaryota; Viridiplantae; Streptophyta; Magnoliopsida; Malvales; Dipterocarpaceae
Source: the annotation of a GenBank genome assembly